CCUCCUGCCACGCUAGAUAUACGCAGGAAAACCCUGCUCUCGCGAGAACUUACGGCUCCGCCCAGUCUCUGAGUGACGCCCUUGCCGCCUUGUUUCUUGUGGGCAAGUGCCUGAGGCUGACGGCUGGAAAGCCGGGUACCUGCGUUCCUGCGUUUUUAGAAGACCAUCGGCUCGGUGCUGGGUGGUCUGCGACCUCGCGUCCAUGACCUGGUCCUUCGAGUGAUCCGCCUGCCUUCAGGUCCUCCCGAGGGUCGGAACGUCGGGGAUUCCUCCAUCCACAAAGCCAGGCAGGUGGGUGACAAAAGGACUCAGCUGGCUCUGCAGGCCUGGCAACCUCUUCUGAUCGUCCACGCCCAGGGACGGAAACCCCUGAUCUCUACCCCGCCCUCUGAGGACCAGUUGUCUUCUUUAACUGCUCUGUUCCCCUUCUUCCUAGCUCUUGUAUGUCCUGAAGAUUGCUCCGGGAAGAAGAAAAGAUGCCACUCUUCUUCCGGAAGCGGAAACCCAGCGAGGAAGCUCGGAAACGCCUAGAGUACCAGAUGUGCCUGGCAAAAGAAGCUGGGGCAGAUGACAUUCUUGACAUCUCUAAAUGUGAACUCUCAGAGAUCCCAUUUGGGGCUUUUGCAACAUGCAAAGUUCUACAGAAAAAGGUAUUGAUUGUGCACACGAACCACCUCACUUCCCUGCUUCCCAAAUCCUGCAGCCUCCUGAGCCUUGCAACCAUCAAGGUUCUGGAUCUCCACAACAAUCAGCUGACAACCCUUCCUGAGGACAUAGGGCAGCUGGCAGCCCUGCAGGUAUUGAAUGUGGAAAGGAAUCAACUGACAUAUCUCCCACGCUCCAUUGGGAACCUGAUCCAGCUCCAGACCCUCAAUGUGAAAGACAACAAGCUAAAAGAGCUGCCAGACACUGUGGGGGAGCUUCGAAGCCUGCGUACUCUUGACAUCAGUGAAAACGAGAUUCAGAGAUUGCCUCAGAUGCUGGCUCAUGUCCGAACCCUGGAAACGCUGAGUCUCGAUGCCUCGUCCAUGAUCCACCCGCCGCCGGAGGUGUGUGGCGCCGGCACCACGGCCAUUCAGCAGUUCCUCUGUAAAGAGUCGGGGCUGGACUAUUACCCGCCUUCUCAGUAUCUGCUGCCAGUUCUGGAGCAGGAUGGAGCUGAGAACCCCCGGGACAACCCCGAUGGGCCCACAGACCGACUCUCAAGGGAGGAGGUUGAGUGGCAGAACAGGUUCUCUGACUAUGAGAAGCGGAAGGAGCAGAAGAUGCUGGAGAAGCUGGAGUUUGAGCGGCGCCUGGACCUCGGGCAACGAGAGCAUGCCCAGCUGCUUCAGCAGAGCAGCUGUCAGAAGGAUGAGAUCCUCCAGACAGUCAAGGAGGAGCAGUCUCGGCUGGAGCAGGGCCUGAAUGAGCGCCAGCGCUACCUGGACGCAGAGCGGCAGCGACUACAGGAGCAGCUGAAGCAGACAGAGCAGAACAUCGCAAAUCGGAUCCAGAAACUCCUGCAGGAGAACCAGAGGCAGAAGAAAAGUGCUGAGAUUUUGAAGUCUCUGGAAAACGAGAGAAUAAGAAUGGAACAGUUGAUGUCCAUAACUCAGGAGGAGACGGAGAACCUGCGGCAACGUGAGAUUGCCUCUGCCAUGCAGCAGAUGCUGACCGAGAGCUGUAAGAACCGGCUCAUCCAGAUGGCUUACGAGUCUCAGAGGCAGAGCCUGGUCCAGCAGGCCUGUUCCAGCAUGGCGGAAAUGGAUGAGAGGUUCCAGCAGGUCCUGUCCUGGCAGCAGAUGGAUCAGAACAAAGCCAUAAGCCAGAUCCUGCAGGAGAGCGCCAUGCAGAAGGCUGCCUUCGAGGCCCUCCAGGUGCAGAAGGACCUGAUGCACCGGCAGAUCAGGAACCAGAUUAGGUUAAUAGAAACUGAGUUAUUGCAGCUGACACAGCUGGAGUUAAAGAGGAAAUCCCUGGACGCAGAGGCGCUGCAGGAAAUGGUCUCAGAGCAGCGCUGGGCACUCAGCUCCCUGCUCCAGCAGCUGCUCAAAGAGAAGAAGCAACGGGAGGAGGAGCUCCGCGAAAUCCUGACUGAGUUAGAAGCCAAAAGUGAAACCAAGCGGGAGAAUUACUGGCUCAUCCAGUAUCAGCGGCUUUUGAACCAGAAGCCCUUGUCCUUGAAGCUACAAGAGGAAGGCAUGGAGCGCCAGCUGGUGGCCCUCCUGGUGGAGCUGUCUGCUGAGCACUACCUACCCAUCUUCGCCCACCACCGCAUCUCACUGGACAUGCUGAGCCACAUGAGCCCUGGGGACCUGGCCAAGAGCCGCCUCCUGCUCAGCCCCAGUCACGGUCUGUUCUGUCUUGAACUGACACAGAUGGGCGUCUCAGAAGCUGGCCUGCAGCACGAGAUCCUACGGAGAGUCCAGGAGCUGCUGGCUGUGGCCAGGAUCCAGCCAGAGCUGAAACCGCCCAAGGGAGAGGUCCUCGAGGCCCUGGAGUCCCCCACGCUCCCCCAGGAGCCUCCUGAGCCAGUGAGACCGUCGGCGCCCCCUGCAGAGCUGGAGCCGCAAGCCUCAGAGUGUGUGGUGUGCCUGGAACGCGAGGCCCAGAUGGUCUUCCUCACCUGUGGUCAUGUCUGCUGCUGCCAGCAGUGCUGCCAGCCGCUGCGCACCUGCCCGCUGUGCCGCCAGGAGAUCGCCCAGAGCCUCCGGAUCUACCACAGCAGCUGAGCGCUGCUCCCACCAUGCAGGCCUGGGCACCCGCUCCCCUGCUCCCCCAACCCUGGGUGACCCCAGCUCUGAGCUCCACGCAGGUCUGGGCCAGGCGGGGCACUCCUGACCAGGACCCAGCUGGUCUGAACACUGGCGAUGGGCCCUGGUGGCAUGGGGACAGUCCAGGAUUGGAAAGGUGGGUGUGCCACCACCUGGCCUGGGGAAUGCACAUCCUGGCCAAGCUGCAGCUCUGCACCUCCCAACCAUCCACCUACGGGCAGGUGGCUGCCCCUCCCAGAUUGCCAUUCUCACCUGUGGAAUGUGCCCAGCUGCCCCAGCCUGGAGCGGGGAGUGUCCUGGGGAGGGGUGAACGUGCAGGCCUGCGUCCCGGGCUUCCCCUCGCUGCUCCCUGUGCAUGCCCCCCACUCCGCACAUCUGUACCUCCUCACCCCACGCAGCUCAACCCAAAGCAGGAACGUCAAUAAAUCCUCGGUGAGCUCCUGGCCCGCGUCAUGCCUGGGUCCUGCUGGGAGCCCAGAAGGGGAGGGGACUGGUCAGGAGAAGACAGCAGCUCAACUGGGAAAGGAGACCAGAAGCAGAUGCACCCCAGUCAAAGGAGAGGAGGAGGCCACUGCUGAAUGUGGUGGGGGACUAGCCGGAGCCAGGGGCGCAGCAGCUCCUCUCCACGGUCGGUGGCGCUCAGCGGGUGCAGUGGCGUUCCACGUUAGGGUUGCUCCAGACGAGGGGCGGAGGCUGAGGGGCUGAUGCAAGGAUGUGUAACUGGGAGCUGGUGAAGCUGCGCUUGGCGCACAGAGCACGCCGACUCCCAAGCCUGCACCAUUGUGCCAACUGAUGGUUGAAACCUAAGGGCCACGCACCCUUGUGCCCGAGUCAGGUGCACCUGUGUUAAGCCAAGGGCAGCCUUUACUGUGAGCUGCUCAGGCACCUGGGCCCAGCCUGCAGCUCAUCCAGCAAGCCUGGCCAGCUUCAGGCCAGGUCCCCUGAACCCAGCGUGGCAGAUGAUGGGGCCCUCCUGAUUCAGCACCAGGCUAGGGCUAGGAGAAGGAGACAGGCCCUGGGCGGCAGAAAGAGCCCGCACCUCCCGGCCCCAGCUUCUCUACCUCACUGGGACCAUCAGUCCUGCGGUGCUGAACAGGACAGGGCAAACGACCGCUGUGUGUCCUGCUCUUGAGGGACUCUCCAAGAGCUGGGUGCCUCCUCCCUGUCUUUUCCCUGGGGACUUCCGAUGACGCCCCCUCACACACACAUAAGUGGGCUUCAGCUUGGCCAAGCGGGGAGACAGGUCUGAGGCACCCCAGCCCACUUUCUGGAGGUCAUGGCUCUUGGGUCCUUUGCAGUACUGGGCUUGAAGGCAGGGUGCUCUGCCACUGGGCUAUAUCCCCCACCCUUUUUAUUUUUUUAAAUUUUGAGACAGGGGCUAAGUUGCCCAAGCCUCAAACUCUUGUGAUCUGGAGGACUUGUGGACCCCAAAUCUUCAUGAGGGCCCAAGAACAACGCCUUUUAUCCCUCUUCUAGCCGAGGAGCCUGGGCUCAGUUAGAAACUUGCAAGGACACCAGUGACACAUGACUGAGCCCUGGCCUCUGCCCUGUGUGCAUCUCAGCUCUGCUGACUGUGGGAGGGUCGGACCCAAGCCCCAGAACAGGCUGACCAGGGAGCCAACAUCCCCCAGUUGACUGGCUCUCAUGGCACCCAGUUGGGACUUUUUUUUUUGCAUGCUGGGGCAAUAGGG
Sciurus carolinensis (gray squirrel) is the source of this 4447-nucleotide messenger RNA. It is a transcript of the gene Lrsam1, whose product is annotated as leucine rich repeat and sterile alpha motif containing 1. Gene Ontology annotation, molecular function: protein binding. The record is from RefSeq and is a predicted model, not a curated record. The transcript is spliced from 27 exons. The coding region runs from base 477 to 2714 and encodes 745 amino acids. NCBI's taxonomy places the organism in Eukaryota, Metazoa, Chordata, Mammalia, Rodentia, Sciuridae.